AUGAACUCAACAGCUCCUGCGCCCGAUGUCUAUAGUCAACUCUACGGGGGUGUCGACUACUCCUCUCUCAACUGGUUCGAACAACAAUGGGUCGCUUGGUACGUCUGGAUUGGUAACCCAGUCAUUGCGACUGGUCUCUUGGGCUUCCUCAUGCAUGAGAUUGUUUAUUUCGGUCGUUGCAUUCCUUGGAUUAUCAUCGACGCGAUUCCCUACUUUAGAAAAUGGAAAUUGCAACCAAGCAAGGUUCCGUCGGCCGAAGAGCAAUGGGAAUGUACAAAGUUGGUUUUAUGGGCACAUCUCACGGUUGAGCUACCUACUAUCUGGCUUUUCCAUCCCAUCGCGGAGUUUAUUGGAAUGAAGACCUAUCAAGUACCUUUCCCUACAUGGCAGACCAUGCUUUGGCAGAUAGCGUUCUUUAUGUUGUUUGAAGAUGCGUUCCACUUCGUUUCCCACCGUGCUCUUCACAUUCCAAUCCUCUACAAACACAUCCACAAGCUUCACCACAAGUACUCGGCACCCUUUGGUCUCGCUGCCGAAUACGCCCAUCCAGCUGAAGUUAUGAUUCUCGGAUUUGGAACUCUGGGAGGAUCGCUCCUUCUGUGCUUGUUCACCGAAGUUCACUUCGUUUCCUUCUGGAUCUGGGUAAUUCUCAAACUGUUCCAAGCUAUUGAUGCACACAGUGGUUAUGACUUCCCUUGGUCGCUCCAACACAUUUUGCCUUUCUGGUCAGGAGCUGACCAUCAUGAUUUCCAUCAUAUGGCGUUCACGAACAACUUUGCGACCUCUUUCCGUUGGUGGGAUAGGAUUUGUGGUACUGAUGACAAGUAUGUGGCUUACCAGCGUCGGCUUACUGAAGCCAAGAAGAAGGCUAAGACGGGUGGUCGUGAGGAGUUGUUGUUGAUUGAGAAGCAGUUGUUGGAUGAUGUUUUGGCGGAGGGUUUCAAGGAGGAAGCGAGAGUGGUGAAUAGUAAGAAUAGUUUGAAGAUUGAGUGA
Molecule: messenger RNA, 993 nt
Organism: Marasmius oreades (fairy-ring Marasmius)
Lineage: Eukaryota; Fungi; Basidiomycota; Agaricomycetes; Agaricales; Marasmiaceae
Exons: 5
Coding region: 1-993 (330 amino acids)
Biological process (GO): ergosterol biosynthetic process
Molecular function (GO): iron ion binding; C-4 methylsterol oxidase activity
Source: RefSeq, a predicted model, not a curated record